CGUUGGUUGCAUACGUAACAGAAUAACGAGACAGCAAGUAAAAUUCAGGUUCUGUGUAAAUUUUGUUGACAUUGUAGUCAAGAUUGUAGUGAAGAGCUGAGCUGAGUGGAGCAGAGACUGGACUACAAAUAGUAAUUUAGCAAAAAGUGCAAGAAGAUGAGCGGUUUCACAGAAAGUGCACUUAUAAAGAAGCUGGCUGAUCUGAACAAUUCCUCCCAGAGUAUACAGACCCUGUCCCUGUGGUUGAUCCACCACCGCAAACACUAUGCACAAAUAGUGAAAAUAUGGUUGAGGGAGCUAAUAAAAGCGAAAGAAUCAAAAAAGUUAAUUAUGAUGUACUUAGCAAACGAUGUGAUCCAGAACAGUCGAAAGAAGGGUCCUGAAUUUGGCAAAGAGUUUUGCAUGAUGCUGUCAAAGGCUUUCGAGCAUAUGGCUGACAUCAAUGCAGACGAGAAGACAAAAGGCAGCUUAUGUAGGUUAUUGAAUAUCUGGAAGGAGAGAGGAGUGUACAGUGAACAGCAAAUAACAGAGUACAAGGAAGCAUUAAUGGUCACAGAGGAACCUCCCUUGAAGAAAUCAAAGAAGUCUUUGAUAAAAAGUGAAUCACCAACUGAUCGGAAAAAGGUGGAAAAAGAAAAUGAGGUAACCUUGGAGGUUGAAGCAAAAUUAGACACUCAUGUGCAUCUUAGCCCAGGAACACCAGCAGGUGAUCCUCCAGAACCAGAGGAAUUGAUUAAGGCAAUAACAGACUUGGAAAAUAACACAGCCUCAACUGAUGAGGUUGUCAGGCAAAGAAUAGCACAAUUGCCAGUAGAGGUUACAGAGAUUUCACAUCUCUCAAAAAUAGAAGACAAGGACAGUGCAGAGAAAUUAUCAAAGAAAAUUGACGAUGCGAUAACGCUAAUAAAUGAAUAUAACACGAGACUGGCGUUGGAGGUGGAGAACAGAAAAAAAGUAUCAACGAUGUUGAGGGAUUUCCUCAUAUCCCAGAAGGAAUUGCUCGCGCAGGCGGAACUUUCGUUAGGGGAAUAUCAAGACAAAUUGCAGAAGGCUUACAUCGUCAGGCAGGAACUGAAAUCGCACAUACAAAAUCUGCCCGAUCUGACCGCUUUACCGGACGUGACUGGUGGACUACCGCCUUUACCCUCUGCCGGCGAUCUCUUCAAUGUUAACUUACAUAAUAUGCAUUAAAUUUAUUUAAAAUGCAACGCUAAUUGGCUAAUAACUACGCUCGGAAGACAACAACAAUGAAUAGAAAUAUAUACAUAAAUGAUUGGAUGGAUGGAUGGAUGGAAAACGAAGCAUUUCAAGAGAUGGAAAUGUUUAUAAUAUUUUCAUAGUUCUUUAAAUGUUUGUUAACUAAACAAAGGAAUAUAAUUAAUUAAUUGAAUUAGCAUUGUUCACAUUUGAGAAAUUGAAAGCAAACACUAAAUGAGAAAGUUUCUUCAGAUGAAACCUAUACCUAUGAAGUGAUACCUAUAUUGUUU
This is a messenger RNA of Nicrophorus vespilloides, 1487 nucleotides long. RefSeq names its product regulation of nuclear pre-mRNA domain-containing protein 1B. Gene Ontology annotation, cellular component: RNA polymerase II, holoenzyme. Gene Ontology annotation, molecular function: RNA polymerase II complex binding. The record is from RefSeq and is a predicted model, not a curated record. Gene Ontology annotation, biological process: mRNA 3'-end processing. The transcript has 6 exons. The coding region runs from base 157 to 1191 and encodes 344 amino acids. NCBI's taxonomy places the organism in Eukaryota, Metazoa, Arthropoda, Insecta, Coleoptera, Silphidae.